AUGGCCGCGCCGCGCACGCUCUACGACAAGAUCUGGGACGACCAUCUGGUUCACGAGGCCGACGACGGCACGUCGCUGAUCUAUAUCGACCGGCAUCUGGUCCAUGAGGUAACCAGCCCGCAGGCGUUCGAAGGCCUGCGCAUGGCCAACCGCACCGUCCGCCAGCCCGAAAAGACACUGGCCGUGGUCGACCACAAUGUGCCGACCUCGCCAGACCGGCAUCUGGGCAUCAAGAACGAGGAAAGCCGCAUCCAGGUCGAGGCGCUGGCCAGGAACGCCGCCGAUUUCGGCAUCGAAUACUAUUCCGAGAACGACCGCCGGCAGGGCAUCGUCCACAUUGUCGGCCCCGAGCAGGGCUUCACCCUGCCGGGCAUGACCAUCGUCUGCGGCGACAGCCACACCUCGACCCAUGGCGCGUUUGGCGCGCUGGCGCACGGCAUCGGCACGUCCGAGGUCGAGCACGUUCUGGCCACCCAGACGCUGAUCCAGAAGAAGGCGAAGAACAUGCUGGUGCGCGUCGAUGGCGUCGCGCCCGACGGCGUGACGGCCAAGGACAUCAUCCUCGCCAUCAUCGGCCAGAUCGGCACCGCCGGCGGCACCGGCCAUGUCAUCGAAUAUGCGGGCGAUGCGAUCCGCGCGCUGUCCAUGGAAGGGCGCAUGACCGUCUGCAACAUGUCGAUCGAGGGCGGCGCCCGCGCCGGCAUGAUCGCGCCCGACGAGACCACCUUCGCCUACAUCAAGGACAAGCCCCGCGCACCCACGGGCAAGGCAUGGGACAUGGCGCUCGCUUACUGGAAAACGCUCCACACCGACGAAGGCGCCCAUUUCGACAAGAUCGUCACGCUCGACGCCGCAGAUCUGCCGCCGAUCGUCUCCUGGGGUUCGUCGCCCGAGGAUGUCGUCUCGAUCGAGGGCAGCGUGCCGGACCCCGACGAGAUCGAGGAUGCCAACAAGCGCGCCUCCAAAUGGCGCGCGCUCGACUAUAUGGGGCUCAAGCCGGGCACCAGGAUCACCGAUAUCGAGAUCGACCGUGCGUUCAUCGGCUCAUGCACCAAUGGCCGCAUCGAGGAUCUGCGCGAAGUCGCCCGCGUGGUGGAGGGAAAGCGCGUCGCCGAGCGGGUCGAUGCGAUGAUCGUCCCCGGCUCGGGCCUGGUGAAGGCACAGGCCGAGGCCGAAGGGCUCGACGCGAUCUUCAAGGCGGCGGGUUUUGACUGGCGCGAGCCGGGCUGCUCCAUGUGUCUUGCCAUGAACGACGACCGGCUGAAGCCUGAAGAGCGCUGCGCAUCGACGUCGAACCGCAAUUUCGAGGGCCGGCAGGGCUAUAAGGGCCGCACCCAUCUCGUCUCGCCGGCCAUGGCAGCCGCCGCAGCGAUCGCCGGACGGUUUGUCGAUAUACGCUCGCUGAAAGACUGA
Effrenium voratum is the source of this 1413-nucleotide messenger RNA. Lineage: Eukaryota; Dinophyceae; Suessiales; Symbiodiniaceae. The record is from the annotation of a GenBank genome assembly.